AUGGAUGACUUUCUGGGCACCUGGAAAAUGACCUCGAGUGAGGGUUUCGAUCGUGUGAUGACUCGACUCGGUGUCGACUUCCUCACCCGCAAGGCAGGCAACGCCGCUAAGCCAGUGAUUAAGCUGUCCGAAGUGAAGGAGGGAGCUGAACCGAAAACUUACUGCCUCAAGACCAUAAACGCUUUUCGUAGUACUGAGGUGCAAUUUCGACUGCAGGAGCCUUUUCUGGAGACCACUCCUGAUGGAAGGAAGGUAAAGACGGUGAUUAGUUUGGAAAAGGACGAGGCAGAUGGGAAGUGGGUUCUCCGACAAUGUCAAGUGGGUGACAAAGUGACAGAUAUUGAUAGGCGCUUGGACGACAUUGACCUCAUGCGAUCAACAAUACGCGUAGAAGAACUUGUCAGCGUGAGGAUGUAUCGUCGAGUGAAGGACUGA
Molecule: messenger RNA, 435 nt
Organism: Echinococcus granulosus
Lineage: Eukaryota; Metazoa; Platyhelminthes; Cestoda; Cyclophyllidea; Taeniidae
Product: Fatty acid-binding protein
Exons: 2
Coding region: 1-435 (144 amino acids)
Biological process (GO): fatty acid transport
Cellular component (GO): nucleus; cytosol
Molecular function (GO): fatty acid binding
Source: RefSeq, a predicted model, not a curated record